CGUCCUCUUUUUGCUAUCAUGGGUUUCUCAACGAAGCCUAUCAUUAUCGACGCCAGGGGUCAUCUCCUUGGGAGAUUAUCUUCGAUUGUGGCCAAAACUAUUCUUAAUGGACAAAGAGUAGUAAUUCUGAGAUGUGAGGAGAUCAACAUCUCUGGUAGCUUCUACAGGAACAAGCUAAAAUACCUUGAUUUCAUCAAGAAGAGGUGUAAUGUCAACCCCAAACGUGGACCCUUCCACUUCCGUGCCCCAAGCAAGAUUUUCUGGAGGACAGUUCGAGGUAUGGUUCCCCACAAAAUCUCCCGUGGAAAGGAAGCCCUGGACAGGCUGAAAGUCUUUGAAGGAAUUCCACAGCCUUAUGACAAGGAGAAAAGAAUGGUCGUGCCAGCUGCUCUCAAAGUGUUGCGUCUUCAUCCCAGGAGAAAGUCUUGCCGCUUGGGACGUAUUUCGCAUGAAAUUGGAUGGAAAUACCAGAAUGUUGUCAACACUCUUGAAGGAAGGAGGAGAGCAAAAUCUGCCGAGUACUACAGAAAGAAGAAGGCGGAGACGGUCUGGCGAAACAAGGCCACUGAAAAUGUCAAAGACAAGGUUGCAAAACAACAAAAGAUCAUUGAAUCGUACGGAUACCAUUAAAUUAUCUGGAAGAGAUAUUUGUACAGAAUAAAAAAAAAGAAAUAAUUAA
Messenger RNA from Lineus longissimus, 679 nucleotides. Its product is annotated as large ribosomal subunit protein uL13-like. Bases 19 to 630 code for a protein of 203 amino acids. Gene Ontology annotation, molecular function: mRNA binding; structural constituent of ribosome. Gene Ontology annotation, cellular component: ribosome; cytosolic large ribosomal subunit. NCBI's taxonomy places the organism in Eukaryota, Metazoa, Nemertea, Pilidiophora, Heteronemertea, Lineidae. Gene Ontology annotation, biological process: translation; negative regulation of translation. The transcript has 7 exons. The record is from RefSeq and is a predicted model, not a curated record.